Molecule: messenger RNA, 1315 nt
Organism: Rhipicephalus sanguineus (brown dog tick)
Lineage: Eukaryota; Metazoa; Arthropoda; Arachnida; Ixodida; Ixodidae
Exons: 5
Coding region: 558-1289 (243 amino acids)
Biological process (GO): regulation of Toll signaling pathway; central nervous system formation; innate immune response
Cellular component (GO): extracellular region
Molecular function (GO): Toll binding; growth factor activity
Source: RefSeq, a predicted model, not a curated record
CCGGCCCACCGGGCGAGCGGCCCUAAACGCCAGCAGCAGCGACGCACCCGAAUCGGCUCAUUCCGCCCGCUACGCCCAGCAUCGACGCAGCAGCGCCGGUGACGCAGUCAACUCGCCUGGUCUGGUGCGACUCGCGUGAACCGAGGCGAGAGUUGCCGCGCUUUUCAGACUACUACCCUUCGUCUUGCUUUUAGUCGAUAGUGUGUGCAGGCGUGUUGUUGGAGAGAAGAGUGACGAACGGCGUUUGUGUGUGUGUGUGUGAGUGUGGAGCGCGUUUGUUUUGGCUGCGAGCCUCCUUGCUGUUGGUGCGUUGGACGAGACACCCGGCGGAGGAGAAGGGUAACGGGACCAGAGGGUGCGGGGGUUGGUGCCCACCCUGUCUUUUCCAGCCGCCUUCGUCGGUGCGCACCGCCAAAUUGAACCCUCGUGAGUGUCCCGGCACGACGUGCUUCUUCCUUCCUCCGUGUGUGACUGCGACUCAGUCUACGGGCACUUUCGAUAUAGUGUGAACAAUUGUUCAAACAUAAACCGAAUCGUCGCUGAACUUGUCGUUUUCGAUGAGGCGAUCUGACGGGAACGCGGCUUGCAGCGCCGGCGUGAGUCGACGGACGUCGGCCGGUGCGCUGUUACUUCUUUGUGGAUACCUGGCGGCGUCAAUCGUGAUAGUGUCAGCUGCUCCAUCAAAAGAGGAGAGCAAGAGCUACGAGGACAGUCGCUUGAAGCUCAUAGUAAAAGCUUUUGCGGACGAACUUGUACGGGAGCUCUCCUCGGCGCUCGACAAGGGCCACGUGGAGCUUAUCAAGGAGAAACUCGGCAAGCUUCCUGACCACAUCCAGGAACACCCGGCCAUUGGACAGAAGCAUCUAUGGGUGGGCAAGGGAAAACCACCUGCAUCGAAGGAUACUGAGCGGAAGGAGCGACACGCCCUAGCCAAUAGGCGCAAGUGGGCUAUGCACAAACGCGACGGUGCCCUGAUGCUGCCCUCGGAGGAGAUCUGCCAGACGACCACCCAGUGGGAGCAGCUGAAUCGCACGCAGGACUACGACGGCAACGAGGUGGAGAUAGUACAGGACGAGAUACAGCAGUACGUGUUCUCUUACCGCUGCGCCACCGCGCAGAACCCCUGCACGGCCAUCUCCGUGCUGUACGACAGCGAGUGCACUGAACGCAAGGGCUGGAUGUACCUCUACUACCGACCUCUAGAGGGCGAGGAUCGAGUAGCGAAAUGGGGCUACGUUUCAGUCAACCACCACUGCGUCUGCAAGGUUACGCCAAAGGGUGCCCGCUAGGUGCCGCACCGGAGACUGCGGCCGAC